Molecule: messenger RNA, 1246 nt
Organism: Salvia splendens (bonfire salvia)
Lineage: Eukaryota; Viridiplantae; Streptophyta; Magnoliopsida; Lamiales; Lamiaceae
Product: ethylene-responsive transcription factor CRF2
Exons: 1
Coding region: 287-1081 (264 amino acids)
Biological process (GO): regulation of DNA-templated transcription
Molecular function (GO): DNA-binding transcription factor activity; DNA binding
Source: RefSeq, a predicted model, not a curated record
GUGGCCUCUCUCUCUCUCUCUCUCUCUCAAAAAACCUUAGGAAAAUACAAUACUCACUCCCAUUUCCAUUUGUGCUAUCUUCUUCUGCAUACAUUCUUUGUCCUCUUUUUUUCACCACUUUUGCUUUCUCUUUCUGCUUCCCUCUCUGUUUUCCAACUACUCCUUUUUUCCCUGUGCCUCAAUACUUGUCUCUUUAACGUUUCGCUUUCUCUUUAUUCUCAAAGAAUCUCUCCUCCUUUAUUUUCAAUGCAAAUCUGAAGAAAAGAAAAAGGAAAAAGAGAAAACAAUGUUCUCUACAAGCAGGGUUAAGAGUGUUUUUCCGGCGAGGACGGUGCGCUUCUCCGUCGCCGACCCUGACGCCACCGACUCCUCCAGUGACGAAGAGGGAGGCUUCAGUGUGAAGCGCCGAAGAGUCAGAAAAUUCAUCAACGAGGUCAGAAUCCAGCCCUGCUGUAGAGAGAAUUUUUCCGCCGCCGCCGUCAAGAUAAGCAGCCGCCCCCGGAGAAAGAAGAGCGGCGGCGUCGCGACGAAGUUCCGCGGCGUGCGGCAGCGGCCGUGGGGGAAAUGGGCGGCGGAGAUUCGCGACCCCCUGCGGCGCGUGAGGCUGUGGCUCGGCACCUACGACACGGCGGAAGAAGCCGCUAUGGUCUACGACCACGCGGCUGUACAGCUGCGUGGCCCCGACGCGCUCACCAACUUCUCCUCUCCGAGCGAGGAGCCCAAGUCGCCCAUGUCUGUGCUACGGUUCGUUUCCUUGGCUGACUCCCAAGCGGAAGCUGAGCCUGAAGCCGAAGCCGAAGCCGAGUCGUCUUGUGCUUCCCCCAAAACGACGCCGUCGGGAAAGAAGCCGAGUUUGUCGGAUUUCGCGAUAUUUCCCCCGAGCGACGAUAUAUUCGGGGAGUUAAACUUGUUUGAUCAAGCCGGUUUCUCAGGCGACAUUUUGGGUGUGGAUUUCAGCAGCAGCGAUUUGCUUAUCGGGUCAAGUACAGAUUUCGGGCUCGGGUCAUUCUGCUGGCAAACCGACGACUUUUUUCAUGACCUUGGAGAUAUAUUCGGGUCGGAUCCUCUCGUUGCACUUUGAGUAUUGUAAUCUGAGAUUUUUUGUAGAAUUCUUCGGUAAUUUUGGGUUGAUUAAUUAGUGUGUUUUAUUUUAUUUAUUUGUGACCUAAUUUAAUUUAUAGUGAAUUCGAAUGUUUAUUGUGCUACUGAAUAAUCAGCUCCAGUGAAUUUUUAUGCUAUUUUUGUG